AUGGCCGAAUACACAGUGCCCUGCAAAGGCAUAGUCGCCUACUCCCAGUACGACUGGAAAUGGGAAGACAUGUUGACACGCGAGCCAAAGGAGGAUGAGUUCCUCGUCGAGAUGAUAGCAACAGGCGUGUGCCACACCGACAUCUCAGGCUACGGGGGCAUCUACCCCCGCGUACUGGGCCACGAAGGCGCCGGCCGCAUCCUCCGCCUCGGCUCCGCCCAGCAAGAAUCCAAGUACAAAGUCGGCGACCUCGUGAUCCUCUCCGCCGCCGCCUGUCUGCGCUGCCACUACUGCACUACAGGGCACCCAGCAUACUGCAUCGACCACGCAGCGCUGACGCUGGCAUCCAACGAGCCGAACUUCGUGCUCGCCUCCGACCCCGCCAAGGUCAUCGGCGGCGGCUACUUCGGCCAGUCGAGUUUCGCCAGCCCUGUGCCGGUCAAGGUGUCCUGCGCCGCGAACGUGACGGAGUUGGUACGCGAUGCGGAUGAGCUGCGGGCCUAUGCACCGCUGGGGUGCGGGAUCAUGACGGGCGCGGGCGCGAUUACACACGUUGGACACUGCGGGCCGGAGGACGUUAUCGCUGUUGUAGGGCUGGGAGGAGUCGGGCUCGCGGGCGUUUGUGCGGCGAAGCAGAGGGGCGUGAAGAAUGUGAUCGCAGUGGAUUUGCUGCAGUCGAGGAUUGAUCUGGCGAUGCAGCAUGGUGCGACGGUGGGAUUGUUGAGUACGAAGGAGGGGCUGAAGGGCGGGGAUAUGAGUGCCGCUAUCAAAAAGCUUACGCCUGGGGGACUAGGGUGCAGUCAUAUCUUAGACACGUCGCCAAGUGCCGCGGUGCUGGCGCAGUGUAUGGAGGCGCUGCAGAAGAACGGGCAGUUGUUGCAGGUCGGUGUCAAGCCGGUAGGUGCGAAGUACGAACUGGACUUAUUGACGCAUAUGGUCAACGGGAGACGGCUUAUUGGCGUUAUUGAGGGUGAUAGGGAUCCUGCGGAGGCGUUGCCUGAGCUUGUUCAGUGGAGUAAGGACGGCAUCUUGCCGGUGGAGAAGAUGUUGAAGGAGUUUGGGGUACAGCAGUUCGAGGAAGCGAGACAGAAGAUGGAGGAGGGAAGUGUGAUAAAGAGUGUACUAGUAUGGUAG
Molecule: messenger RNA, 1134 nt
Organism: Didymella exigua CBS 183.55
Lineage: Eukaryota; Fungi; Ascomycota; Dothideomycetes; Pleosporales; Didymellaceae
Product: GroES-like protein
Exons: 2
Coding region: 1-1134 (377 amino acids)
Molecular function (GO): oxidoreductase activity
Source: RefSeq, a predicted model, not a curated record